This is a messenger RNA of Xyrichtys novacula (pearly razorfish), 2758 nucleotides long. The record is from the annotation of a GenBank genome assembly. NCBI's taxonomy places the organism in Eukaryota, Metazoa, Chordata, Actinopteri, Labriformes, Labridae.
GUCUUCGACAUGGCGUCUCUUUUAACAGACCCACUGUUUGAAAUCUCUGGUGAAGGACCUCCACCCAACAAGACUUAUUAUUAUUUUUCUGUCACCAAGUCACUUGUAAGUCACAGUAUUCUGAUAAAUCUGUCUUUGUUCUGUGAAGAAACGGCGUUUUUGUUCGGCUGUGAUGCUUAUUGGUGUAACUUUUCUAAACGGCGCUAGCUAUUACUACCGUUUUAAAAGUGACGGUUGGUAGCUGAAACUUGGAGGCCACAGAGCUUGUAAAGAGCUAGCGUAAUAUUUAGCGACAUGGCAGCGCUUGCAGAUGCUCUAUAAGCGUUUCGCCUUAUUUCUGCAAGAGAAGAGAAACUGUAGUUUAAAAGUGGCAGAAUAUAUAAAACUACAGUCUCAGUAAUCUGAAGUCCUGAACGUAGAAGUUCCUAUUCUUUCCUAUUAAAGAUAACAAAUAAUCACAUGUAACGAAAGGGUUGUACAAGAAAGUAUUUUGUUCUAUUUGACCUUAAUGUAAAAGAUGAUCAAUUUAAUAUUUACUUAUAGGUGAUAUGGAGAUGGUGGAAGAUAUCUAUGAGAACUGUGGACAGGUACUCCAGACCUGGGCAGCUGAAGGAGUCCCACAUGGAUUUCUUGGAUGACACUCAGCUUCAGAGUAAGAAAUUCAUUCAUCUCUCACCUCUUACCAAGUUCCUUCAUGUCUUUCCAACGGUUUCAUUUUCCCUAUUUGUUUCCCUCAUUUAUGAAGGAGUUUAAUAAAAAGUUUAGGACUUAGCUUUAAACUUUAUACGUUAGUGUUGACAUUAAUUUUGACACGUUAUAGCAGACUACAGGAGUAAUUAAUGAAACUAAUUAAUGAAAUUUAAUGAAAGGAAUGGCUUUAUUCUAUUUAUCCUAUGACCAGGAAAAUUAAUGGAAAAGAGCCAGCACCAAUACUUUUGAGGCCGAGCCAGGGGUCGGCAAGGAGUGGCCAUGGUCACCCCUGAAAUGUUAGUGGUAACCUCAGUAGCAACCCAUUUGCCACUGAAAUCCAUUUGGCUAUUUAGGAUUAUGUUUUACAGGCUGCUAGUGCUAUCUUUGCACUUCAAUGUGGAACCUUUACUUUUGUUGGUACAGUAAAUAGUGACUUUGGACAAACUCCUAUUUGACCCCUUGAAGAUUUAAGACCAGCAGAUUUAAAAGUGGCUGUUGGCUGUCUUUGUUGGCUUGCCUUUUAAAGUAAAAUAUUAUAAACAAACAACAACAAAAAACAACAACUGAGUGUUAUCCACACCUCACCACCCCUAAGUCAGUGCCCCCAAAUUCUUUAUUAUGGCACAAGUCUUUAGAGCCCCAGUAAGCCAUACCAGUCAUUGUCAGUGAUUUUAUAACGAAUAAAUUCCAAGCAGAAUGAGGGUACAAUUGAAUUCAAGGGAAACGCAUGCUCUUUUUAAUAUACUCGGAAAUACCUCAGUGCUUUAUGUUGGUUGUUCUGUGUUCUGGUUCUACCUUGUGAUUAUUUUAUGUGAGAACAAACUGAAUGUUUUUGAAUGUGUGACAGCUAAAUGACGGGCUUCUCUCCAGGUGAGGUCAGAAAUGUUUUCGGCCAUCAAAUCUUGCAGUACACCAAAGCUCUGUGCCAAGGCCACUAUGAUUAUUUGGAGCGACUGUCGGACUCCUUACUUCUGUUUAUAAUAAGUUAUCUAGACUUAGAGGAUGUGGGUCACCUUGGACGAACAUCACGCAGAUUCAGGAAGGUAUGUUCAUAAGACACAAGAAAAAAAGCGUAUUAUUUAGACUGCUCUGUUGUUGAAGUUGUACUCUGGUUUCCUGUGAAUACAUCAUUUUAGAUAAUAAGUUAGUAUAAUUCCAUGAAAUGUAAAAUAAAUUCAGCAGCAUUGUUCUUGAAAAAAUGCUUUUAUCUUCAGCUGUGUGGAUCAGAAGAAUUUUGGGAGCAGACAGUGCGCAGGAACAGCAACACAGUUUCAGCUGAGGUGGCAUCUCUGGCAGCUGAGGUAGGCUGGUGCAGCAUCUUCUUCACCAGCAAGCUACAGCUGCAGAAGCUACUUAGCCGAAGGAGGGCAAAGUCUAAGGAGGACCAAGAGGAGCAGAUCUCUGACCCUGAUACAAAGGUGCUGGAAUCUCUAGAUGAAAGCUCAGCGAAAGACCUGAUAGCCGGUCCUGACCCUGACUCUCAGCCUGGUAUUAUCCCCGAUCCAAGCUCUGGCACCAAGACUGGCACAGACUUUGACACCAGCUCUUGCUGUGAUGCUGAUCCUAACCCUUGCCCUGAUCCUGACGCUGGGUCCGAGUUAAGCUUACCCUUGUCUUGCCAAUUGUUUCAGGACAUCAAGAAGUGUUUGAAAGAAACACAGGGGCUAAAUGAUGUGCUGGGCGAUGAAGAAAGAGGAGACCACAGUGCAGUGACAGACAAGGAACCAAAAUGAGGCUCAUGAGAAAAUCUUUUUUUGGGCUCACUGUUACAUUUAUACACAUUUCUCAGACUUAGAUAAAUUCUGUAAUGAUUAUCAGAACAAUUUUACUUUUAAUGUGCAAAAUGAUUGUCUAACUUUUUUUUUUAAUCUAAUUUCUAAGUUGAGGAACCUUUAAAGGAUUUGUACAUUUGUCCUCUAUUUCUGUAUGGUGCCAUGACUUUUCUGACCACUUGGUGUAUGUCAUUGAUAUUAACAAAAAAACAAAAAGACUUUGAAGUUUAAAAUUCUGCUGUGAUAUGCAGUCUGUUCUGUUGUACAUGUAAUUUGAAUUAAAUAUACCGGAUGUA